AUAUUAGAUUUGUGUAGGCAUAUUUCCUAUUAUAGGUGUAACGUAUUAUUAUAAUAUGCGCCGCAAAAGAAAUAGAAAAAGAAUGCCAAUAAAUUUGUUGCGACAAUAUCAACGUGAGCAACGUCAUUUGACGCCGGGUGAUAAAAAGCCGGGUAAGAAAAAACGUAUUCCUAAAUUGGAUGCUGAAAGGAGAGAUCAUGAACUGUUAGUUCGGGCCACUGAACUUAAGCUGCAACAAAUUUUGGAAUCUGAUGAGGUACUCUCAGAUAUUCCAUGUGAUAUAACGCCAGAAGAACUUCAUGGUGAGAUAGCGAUAGCGAAUGGUUAUGCAACUACAAUUUAUAUUGAACGUGAUGGCUUAUCAACACUAACAAUAAUUUUGGCGCAGCCACAUCCAACAAUAGCUAAUUUAAAGAGAGCAAUCGAAUCAACCGCACGUGUACAACAUAAAAGAGAGUUGCGUGAGCGAUACGAAAGCCGACGACGCAGACGACAUAUGUCCGAAGAAACUGGAAAUGCGAGCAAUAGCAACGAUAACUCCGACCAUACUGACAACAGAGUGGCAGCAUGUCAGCAACGCCAACAACAGGUUGAAACUAAUGCCGCUUGGUUGGCGGCGAACAGAAGCACCGGAGAAUUCGUCUACUCCACAACGCGCUGCGGUCAUCCACAUCGAACAACGGUUUCAUGGCGUUUUCUAUGGCGCGCCUUCAUGUUGAUCGAUGCUCAUACCAAAACGCCGCUUUUCGACCACGACGGACGUAAAUUGUUGAGUGAAUGCGGCAUAGAAAACGGUUCAACAUUACGCUUUUGCAAACGUGAAAUAUACUACAAACGUCGCCGGCAAUAAUCAGUGCAACCAUUCUAUCUAUAAAGUUACCAAAAAAUGUAUAUUCUAGUUUAAAAUAAAUCCGAAAUCUAAAAAAAA
Bactrocera neohumeralis is the source of this 928-nucleotide messenger RNA. RefSeq lists its product as uncharacterized. The transcript is spliced from 3 exons. Bases 56 to 850 code for a protein of 264 amino acids. Lineage: Eukaryota; Metazoa; Arthropoda; Insecta; Diptera; Tephritidae. The record is from RefSeq and is a predicted model, not a curated record.